Gorilla gorilla gorilla (western lowland gorilla) is the source of this 1975-nucleotide messenger RNA. RefSeq names its product sex hormone binding globulin (gene SHBG). The record is from RefSeq and is a predicted model, not a curated record. The transcript is spliced from 8 exons. Lineage: Eukaryota; Metazoa; Chordata; Mammalia; Primates; Hominidae. The coding region runs from base 743 to 1960 and encodes 405 amino acids. Gene Ontology annotation, molecular function: steroid binding.
GGUGAUUUCUACUGCUAGACUGUUUAGGCCCUGUAAUAAAUGGAUAAGGGAAGAUAACUGAGAGGCGGGGGCAGGUCCCUUCUUAAUAUUCACUGAAUCAUACACACAGACAAUAUCUUCUUGGGAGACAGGCCUCAGAGGCCUGGGAAAAGACUGGGGGAGGAGUUCAGACCAGAUGCCAGGCACUGCGCCUGCAUUUUCUCAAUGAACCCUCUUUCACAGUCACCCCGUAAAGUAUUAUUUUCCUCAUUUUACAGACAAGGACACUGAAGCACAAAGGUGAAGUGACUUGCCCAAGGUCACUCAGCUAGAAAUUUAGGAUUCCAUUAUCUCAUUUCUAGUCCUGAUACAGGAUGCUACUUGGGACGCAGGGGAGGACUGUUUCUAGACCUCAGGCCUGUGAAUGCAGGCUCCCCGAGUGGACAGAAAUCUUGGAGGACCUAGAUCAGGCCCUAGAGGAGGAGAGGGGAGAUGGAAUAUCCUCUCCCAGUUCAGAAACUUUCUCGGCAGUGGAGGAUGAUAGUGGAGGGGACUCUGUCCUUCACCCCAUUGAUCCCCAGAGGGGUGAUAGCUGAGUCUUGUGACUGGGCCCCUGGGCAGGGGUCAAGGGUCAGUGCCCCUGUUUCCUUUACCCCCUCCUCCCUGGGCAACCUUUAACCCUCCACCGCCCACAUGCAAGGCUGCCUGCCUCUACACAUUCUCCCAAGAGUUGUCUGAGCCGCCGAGUGGACAGUGGCUGAUUAUGGAGAGCAGAGGCCCACUGGCCACCUCGCGCCUGCUGCUGUCGCUGCUGUUGCUGCUGUUGCUACUACUGCGUCACACCUGCCAGGGAUGGGCCCUGAGACCUGUUCUCCCCACCCAGAGCGCCCACGACCCUCCGGCUGUCCACCUCAGCAAUGGCCCAGGACAAGAGCCUAUCGCUGUCAUGACCUUUGACCUCACCAAGAUCACAAAAACCUCCUCCUCCUUUGAGGUUCGAACCUGGGACCCAGAGGGAGUGAUUUUUUAUGGGGAUACCAACCCUAAGGAUGACUGGUUUAUGCUGGGACUUCGAGACGGCAGGCCUGAGAUCCAACUGCACAAUCACUGGGCCCAGCUUACGGUGGGUGCUGGACCACGGCUGGAUGAUGGGAGAUGGCACCAGGUGGAAGUCAAGAUGGAGGGGGACUCUGUGCUGCUGAAGGUGGAUGGGGAGGAGGUGCUGCGCCUGAGACAGGUCUCUGGGCCCCUGACCAGCAAACGCCAUCCCAUCAUGAGGAUUGCGCUUGGGGGGCUGCUCUUCCCCGCUUCCAACCUUCGGUUGCCGCUGGUUCCUACCCUGGAUGGCUGCCUGCGCCGGGAUUCCUGGCUGGACAAACAGGCCGAGAUCUCAGCAUCUGCCCCCACUAGCCUCAGAAGCUGUGAUGUAGAAUCAAAUCCCGGGAUAUUUCUCCCUCCAGGGACUCAGGCAGAAUUCAGUCUCCGAGACAUUCCCCAGCCUCAUGCAGAGCCCUGGGCCUUCUCUUUGGACCUGGGACUCAAGCAGGCAGCAGGCUCAGGCCACCUCCUUGCUCUUGGGACACCGGAGAAUCCAUCUUGGCUCAGUCUCCACCUCCAAGAUCAAAAGGUGGUGUUGUCUUCUGGGUCAGGGCCAGGGCUGGAUCUGCCCCUGGUCUUGGGACUCCCUCUUCAGCUGAAGCUGAGUAUGUCCAGGGUGGUCUUGGGCCAAGGGUCGAAGAUGGAGGUCCUUGCCCUGCCUCCCUUAGGCCUGGCUCCCCUCCUUAACCUCUGGGCCAAGCCUCAAGGGCGUCUCUUCCUGGGGGCUUUACCAGGAGAAGACUCUUCUACCUCUUUUUGCCUGAAUGGCCUUUGGGCACAAGGUCAGAGGCUGGAUGUGGACCAGGCCCUGAACAGAAGCCAUGAGAUCUGGACUCACAGCUGCCCCCAGAGCCCAGGCAAUGGCACUGACACUUCCCAUUAAAGCUCCACCUAAGAA